UUAUAAGAGGUUUCAUCAUUUAGUUUAGCAAAUAUUCAUACAUGGGUUGAUACACUAAAUGAUAGGAUGGGAAGAAGACCUCAAGAUCUGAUUAAUUUUCAAAGAUUUGUGAUGUGAUAGAAUACAAAGUACAUGUAAAAAUGGGUGAAGCAGACACAGUCAGUUCAUUGCAUUCAAAACAUGAGAAGCAUUUGAGAGAGUUGAUAUGUGGAACAGCAGCGAGAGAGACAUACUUUCUGCAUACCAUAUGUGCAUAUGGUGUACUAGAUCGAGAUGCAUUACAAGAUAUCGAUAAUCAACUACCUGAGUCUGAUAUUGAGUAUUUAUUGGAACAUUAUGAACAGCAGGGAGGGUCGGUGUUUCAGUUCAUAACUUGGUGUUACAUUCAAGGAUAUUUCGAUUCUUAUGAAUCCCAGUCUCAUAUGAGUGGAAUUGAUACAAAACUGUCAAAUAAAAAUGCCAGGAAGUGUUCCCAGUUUGCCUAUACAGAGCAUGAUUCUGCUUUGAAUGGUGACAUAAAUAGCAUCAAGUCCAACAACAAUAUUAUGGAGUAUGUUUACAUUGACAUUAAUGCCCAAGAUUCAUAUGGUUUAACAGCUCUAGAAUAUGCCAUGAUAUACGAAAGAUGGGAUUUGGUUAAGUUGCUGUUCCAAAUCCCUCAGUUCAACCCAAACACAUUGUUGCAUUUCACGAUAACAGGACUCGAUCCUUCUGCUGGGAUUCUCUUCCAGACUCGGCCUUUGGUUGAUAUGGUCAUGGAGAGAGCCAUUUCAGCCCAUAGCACCGAGAAGAAGGAGCAGCUGUUGAAUGGGUUGGUAUGGAGACACAGGAUUGAUUUAUUGAUUAGUCUGCUAAAGCAGCCCAAUUUAGACGUGAAUUCAUUGGACUGUGAUGGUGAAUCAGCAUUAUACUCAGCUUCAAAACAAAACCAACAGGAUAUUGUGAAACUAUUACUAGAGCACUCACGUAUAGAUGUAAAUCAGCAUUGUAUAGAUGGUAGAACAGCUUUACAUGUUGCUAUUUUUAACAAUUGUCACAGUGCGGCAGAACUUUUACUUACUCACUCAAACAUUGAUGUCAAUGUAUGCGAUAGUCAGGGAACAUCUCCUUUGAUGUUGUGCGCCAAUAAACCUCAACUUUUAGAGUCAUUGUUAAUGCUGUGUGAUGAUAUUAAUGUUAAUGCUGUUGACUCAAUCAAUGGCUUUACUGUAUUACAUAGAGCUGUCCUUGAGAGGAAUGAUGAAUCAUGUAGAAUCUUAUGUGGAGAUCCACGUGUCAAUCCCCUUGUGAGAGAUAAGUAUUCUCACACUCCUUUGGGAAUCCUUGAGCAUAAAAGCUGGACUACGCAAUGUUCAGAAAUUAUGGUUAUUCUCCUUAAUAAAGAACAAGAAUACAGGGCAGCCAAACCACUAAGCGUCAUACAGGCAAUAAAGCAGCUGGGUUAUGCAAUUGAUCAGUCUGAACAUACUCCUAGUAAGAAAGCUUGGCUAAAGGAAGACCUGGUGAUACUCCAACUAAAGCUCUCCAAACUAUCAGCUGACCAACCCAACACCCUUGAAGGCUUACUUAUGCCUGUAAUCCAACGAAAAUGCCUCGUCAAACAUUAUGACCUUCUCUGUGAUAAACUCAUCCCAAAGAAUUACAUGUCAUGUUUAAGAGCCAAAGGAGUUUUAACGGAAAGCCAACUGGAGGCCAUACAGGGCAAACCAACAUGUCGUGAACAAAGUGAGGAGUUGCUGAAGUGUCUUCCAAGGUGUGGGAAUAAUGCAUUUGAUGUGUUCUGUGAUGUUUUAAUCAUAUCUAACCAGGCAUCAAUUGCAGACAUGUUGAGGUCAUGGGUAAAGGAGAAGACAAGCGAAGACAAUUUGAAAGAAAAGUUAUAACUGUGAUAAUAAGACUACAUGUAUUAUAACAAUUGUGAUAUAUAUUAGGCUAUAUGCAUAAUAUAAUUGGUACAAACAAUGUAGAUUUCAACAAUAAAAC
Molecule: messenger RNA, 1983 nt
Organism: Owenia fusiformis
Lineage: Eukaryota; Metazoa; Annelida; Polychaeta; Sabellida; Oweniidae
Source: the annotation of a GenBank genome assembly